GGCAUCGCAGAAAGAGGGGAAAAGAGUGGGCGCGGGGGGGAAGCUCUUUUUGGUUCUUGCUUCCCAUAGCCAUUCUUUUGAUCAUUGGAAAGGCCUGAUAUCUCUCCUCUUCCGCAAGAGUCAAAACCCAAACCCCUCCGAUCAAGAUCCCUGUCGCCUCCGGAGGCUCGAAUCUUGAAGGUGCGUCAGUCUCCACCUAUUAGGGUUUUAUCUCUUUGUGCUGGAGCUCGGAAGUGGAGAUCCAGGUGUUUUUCUUUGAAUUCUCAGGGCAUCUAACAAAUAUUGCACGCAAGUUUAAGCAUAUCAAAAAGAUCUGAAGUUUGCCAGAUUUAGGUACCGAUUAAAGUGUUGAAACGAAAAGUUUGACUCGAGAGUAAAGAAAUUGUGAACCAGUUCAAGGUUUUUAGUUUUAGUUUUCUAGUACUAUCAAUGCUCUGUUGGUCCAAUUCCUUCAGAUCGGAUUGAUAUAUUUUGGUUCAAUAAUCAUCAAAAAAGAAGCUGCACCAUUUAGCAGAGCAAGGUGUUAAUCUGAGUGUUGUAAACAAGAAGUUAGAUCUGGAUUCAGAAAAAAACUUCAUAUUCCAAAAUUAGCUUUGGACUCUACACUCUUAAUCUAGAUCCAGAACUCUUUUGAUACUGAUUAAGAACCCUUUGAAGGUUUCAAGUUGAUAAAGCUCGGAUUGUUAAGUUUUUGUUCUGCUCAUUUUGAUCAUGUGGAGGUUCAAGCAGUUCAUGCCAAAAGAACAAGCUGGCCUGGAAGGUCGCACAGUUGAUGUUGGCAGUCUGAAAGUCCAUGUCCGAAAUGUCAUAGCGGAAGGGGGAUUUUCCUGUGUCUACCUCGCCCGUGAUGCUGUAAACUCAUCCAAGCAAUAUGCACUGAAGCACGUGAUUUGUCAGGAUGGGGAGUCAUUGGAUCUGGUAAUGAAGGAGAUUUCAGUGAUGAAGCUGCUCAAAGGGCAUCCAAAUGUUGUCAUGCUUGUUGCGCAUGCGAUCCUGGACAUGGGUCGGACGAUGGAGGCAAUGCUUGUGAUGGAGUUCUGUGAGAAGUCAUUGGUUACAGUGCUGGAGAACAGAGGGGCAGGAUACUUUGAGGAGAAGAAGAUUCUUUUGAUUUUCCGAGAUGUUUGCAAUGCAGUGUUUGCCAUGCAUUGCCAGUCUCCACCAAUUGCACAUAGAGAUCUGAAAGCUGAAAAUGUUCUACUUGGAGCUGAUGGAGCUUGGAAAUUGUGCGACUUUGGUAGCACCUCAACCAAUCACAAGUGCUUCAACAGGCCUGAAGAGAUGGGCAUUGAGGAAGAUAAUAUCAGAAAGCAUACUACCCCUGCAUAUAGAGCCCCUGAGAUGUGGGAUCUAUACAGAAGGGAAGUUAUCAGUGAGAAAGUAGACAUUUGGGCUCUUGGAUGCCUACUGUACAGAAUUUGCUACUUUAAAUCUGCAUUUGAUGGCGAAUCAAAGCUUCAAAUCCUUAAUGGAAAUUAUCGCAUCCCAGAUUCACCAAAGUUCAGUGCUUCUGUGACGAGUCUUAUUAAAGACAUGCUUGAAGCCUCUCCAGAUGCCAGACCAAACAUCACGCAGGCAAGGUCUUUGCUUGAUUGCCCAUUCAUCUCCAUGAAUCUAGGUAUGGUCCCGUGUUAAUGAGCUACUGCCGGCAGAGCUGCAGAAGCGCUUGCCUGGUGGUCUACAUCUGCUUUAAAUGUUGACAUAUGCCCACCUGCAGCAGAUGUGCAGGAUGAAGGAAUUCGAGAGAGGACAUCGGCAAUGCCUCAUAGGAGCCCUCCACCUCCACCACCAUCAAGAGAACACAUUCAAAGUACCUCGCAUUCAUCAGCUUCAAAGGUUGCUGGGGAUGGCGCACACUUGGGUGCGUUUUGGAACCAGCCAGCAUUGUGCAAAGAUUUGCACACUGAAGAGGAUAAGGACCAAUAUUUGACAAAGAACCAGCUAGCAAAAUGGCAUCAAGCACAAUCAAAGAAAACCUGAGAAUAGAGCUAGUCCUCAAAAGAACAGCAUCUCCAACGGAGUGUCCGUAGGAACUCUCCAGAGAGAGUUGACACUGCCCCAACUGAGGACUUUUGAAAUACGAUUUUCUCCUGGUGGCUCAGAGCAAGGUUUAGAGAAAACCAGAGCAUCUGAUCCUGAUGGUUAUAGCCAGCUUUCAGGACAAGGCAUUCAGCACAUUUGUGGCUGAGUUUGAUACCAGUAAGCACCAGUCUGCAAAUGCUGCUAGUAAUGGUUAACGAUAAGAGUAGAUUAGGGGACAAGGGUUGGAAGCAGAGUAUGCAGGCUGAAGGAAGAGCUGAAGCAAGCUAACAUGGAAAAAGAAAGAAAUAACAUCGAAAUAUGAAAAGUUGUCUGCCAUUUGCCGCUCCCAGAGGCAGGAGAUCCAGGAGCUGAAGCGUGCCCUCGCUGCAGCAAACCUCAUCACCUGCAGGCAAAGACGGUUCAAAGGCCCAGACAUCUCCUGGAAGCACGCAGUCGGAUACUCCGCCAAGGGAGAAGAUAGGAUCGGUUGUGGGAACUCCAGCAAGGUAUGUUUGCCGAUAGCCCUGCAACACCCAGCCCAGAUCCCAAGCCGUGGCAGCAUUUGCCGAAGAGCCAAAGGUGCAGGGCCACACCAAAGAGCAUUCACCCUAGAUCAGUUCGAACAGUUAGGGCAGCCAAUGGCAGCAGAGAUACUACCAAGCAAGCCGCCACCUAUUCCGCCAAUGAACCAUGGGCUUUGACAAUGAUAGUAUUCAGGGCAGUCCCUUCUGGGUCGGAGGUGCCGAGGACAUCGGUUCAAGGGAAUACUUCCACAGCGGUUCGGUGGCGGCCGUGAAAUGAAGAAGGCUGAAGCCAACCAGCCAGCUGGAUGGGCUGGUUUCUGAGGUAUCGGUACAGACGGAGAUUUUAUAGUUUACUGCUGUAAUUGUUAUAAAUAAGCUUUAUAUAUAAGUGGGGAUGAGGAUGUUGGAGGGGUGACGCAGGUGUCUGGCAUCAUUUAUCCUGUGGAUGAAAAAGGAGCAGGGAGAGGGACAUACGGCAUCUAACCUGAUUCUGGAGGGGAGUUGCCUGGCAUUGGUGGGGGCUAGAACAGACGGGAGCCGCGUUGUUCGGCUCUUUUACUCAUAUCCUGGGCCCGUCCAUUUUUCUCAUGUGUAAUGUAAUUGAAGUGGUCCUCAUAAAUGGUUCUCGUGUCAGUAUUAGUUCUCUUACAAAGCUAUCGCAGCUAUUUUCAUGUGGCACUCAUUGGCAUUUCUUUCAUAAAUAAAUUCCUUCUGCACUCUAUUGGAGUUAAAA
This is a messenger RNA of Phoenix dactylifera (date palm), 3279 nucleotides long. NCBI's taxonomy places the organism in Eukaryota, Viridiplantae, Streptophyta, Magnoliopsida, Arecales, Arecaceae. The record is from RefSeq and is a predicted model, not a curated record.